GGAUGGUCGUGCUCUUGUAGCAGGAGGAAAAUCAAACUUUCUUCACCUCUGGUGCCUGAAUGCCAGGCAACUUCAGCGGAUCAUUCAGAUGCCUCCUAAAGUGCGAAGUAUUCGACAUCUGGAAUUUCUGCCUGACAGUUUUGAUGGUGGAUCAAGCCAGGUCAUUGGAGUCUUGAGUCAGGAUGGCAUCAUGAGGUUUCUCAAUAUCCAGACCUGUAAACUGCUUUUUGACAUCGGAAGCCUUGAUAAUGGAAUUAACACUGCGGCAAUCAGUUCAAAUGGACAUUACAUUGUAGCGGUCUUAGAGGAUGGCAGCAUUAACAUUUAUAGUGUUAAGGCUUUGUCACAGGAAUUAAAUAAGCCUCCUCCUCCACUGGUUAAAGUUGUGGCAGACAGUGAGAAGACCAAGGAUUCUCAAAAUCAGAAUCAUGUCUCUGGCUUGAAACUAAGAGUGACAUCUGGAAAAGUUGGAAGGCCUUUGAGAGGACUAUCAACUGGAAAGAAAAUCCAAACCAGGGUGUUAAAAUCAUCUGACAACAUUAUGGACGAUAAAGAGAACGUGCUUCCAGCGGGCCUAAAUAAAAAGCGGCUACAGGCCUUGCUGAAAGAAUUUGGAGAAUAUCCAGAGAAGUACAGGAUGUUUAUUUGGCGGUCUUUGCUGCAAUUGCCUGAGAACCACGCAGCAUUCAGUAGCCUCACUGACAAAGGGACACAUGCUGCAUACAUGGGAAUUCACGAAAGAUAUCCUAUCAAAAGUCAAAAACUUUUAAGAAUUCUUCGAAGGGUUUUGUCAGCCAUGGCUCACUGGUCAGCUAUCUUCGCUGAGGUCUCCUACCUUCCACUGCUGGCAUUUCCGUUUGUCAAACUUUUUCAAAACAACCAGUUAAUUGGAUUCGAAGUUCUUGCCACCAUAAUAACAAACUGGUGUCAACACUGGUUUGAAUACUUUCCAAAUCCUCCAAUAAAUGUCCUCUGUGUGAUUGAGAAUAUUAUUGCUCAUCAUGACAAAGAACUUCUGCAUCACCUAGUGAAAUACAACAUAACCACACAGUUGUAUGCCUGGCCUCUAAUGGAAACACUUUUCUCAGAAGUGCUAACAAGAGAUGAAUGGCUUAAACUAUUUGAUAAUGUUUUCUCUAAUCAUCCAUCCUACCUCCUGGUGGCAGUAGCAGCCUAUUUAAUUUGUUCACGAACUCCUUUGCUCCGAUGCAAUAUUAAAGAAGACCUUGAGCAUUUCUUCCAUCAACGUAACAACCUGGACCUAAGCGCUGUGAUCAAAGAAGCAUACCACCUCAUGGAGACGACACCUGAGGAUAUCCACCCUAAACGCAUGUUGGAUGACUUUGUACCAUUAACUAAAGGGCAAUAUCCAAUAUUUAAUAAAUAUCCAAAGUUUGUUAUUGAUUAUCAAAGUAAAGAGCGAGAGAGGAUCUGGCAUGAGGAAUUGGAAUAUUUAAAAGAAAGGCAAUUGGCACAUGGGCUGCAAGCUGAAAGUGUGAAGAGGCAGGCUGAGAAUGCAGCCUGGUACCGGCAACAGCAGCUACUCCAGGAAGCUGAGGAGCAAAGGAGAAAGAUUCUACAUGAAGAGGAACAAAAACUUGUAGAACAGAGAGUGAGACUUGCUGCUAUGAAACGUGAAUUGAAGGUAAAAGAACUUCAAAUCUUGGAUGCAGCACACAGGCGUUUCCUGAAACAUCAGCAAGACCAACAGAAAUCUGAAUUAAGAAGACUUGAUGAUGAAAUAGACAGGAAGGUUGCUCUCCGAAGCAGGGAAACUGCUGCAUUAAUUCAGGACAUUGAGGUCAGAAAUUUGGAACUAGAGAUGCAGAAAAAAAUAUUUGAGCAACAACUUGCCAAGGACCAGGAGGCUGUGACGCGAGAUGUGAAAGGACACUUGAACACCAAUUGGAUCCAGGCAGAUGUUGAAGAACAGAAGUUUAAGAGGAUGCUGGAAACAGACCAAUAUACUGAUGUUCUGGAUUGUAAGAACGAUGAAGAGCCAGCUGAAAUUGAUCAGCUGUCACCCAGUCUAGGCUGGCAAGCACAGAUGCUGGAGAAACAAAGGGUCUACAAUUUGGAUCAGGAAAAAUACCAAGCAGAGUUAGCACGGCUUGCCAAUGAAAAUAAAGAAAGGGAGAUCAAGCUGUUGCAAGCAAAGAAGGAUGUUGAAGGCAAAAAGUGGAAUGAGGUUGUCGAAAGACAUGCUCAGCUAAAAGUAUCUCAAGACAAAGCAGCUGCUGGUGCUCAUAUACCCUCAUUGUUAUCAGAUGAAACUAGUCAAGCAAUGGAACCUGAUGGCAAUCAACACAAACAUUUAUUUGAGAGGCUUUAUGACACAAGAACUGGAUGUCCAACAAAGCAAGGAAUCGAUCUGUUACAAGGCAGUGGAGAACAAAUACCUGGCAGCCUUUGUUUGAACAAUGUAUCAUUAAAUUCCUCUGUUCAACUGUCUUUAGACAGAGGAAGAACUGACCUGGAAAACAAGGAGCGUGAAUUAAUGACCGGAAUACGAGAAUUAAGACAAAAGCUUACAACACGGGCUCGUCAGCAACAUUCAACAAACUCUCUGACAUAGGGGAUGACAUAUAAUCACUGUUAAAUAACCUUUCAGUUAAAUCAAAAUCUACUAGUGCUUAACUUUUGGUGCAGUACUUUAUAUUGAUUACUCUUCAAUUUUGAUCAGAUUACAAUGGAAUCAACGUUUAAUAUUGUAGUUAUGUACAGAGUGUUUAAGAUGUGCAUAUCAUGAUAUUAUUCUAUUUUUUAAAAUGCUACUAUUGUACAGAAUUGGCAAUAAAACCACAGGUAAUUUUUAACGUAA
Messenger RNA from Rhincodon typus (whale shark), 2821 nucleotides. RefSeq names its product TBC1 domain family, member 31 (gene tbc1d31). NCBI's taxonomy places the organism in Eukaryota, Metazoa, Chordata, Chondrichthyes, Orectolobiformes, Rhincodontidae. The record is from RefSeq and is a predicted model, not a curated record. Bases 89 to 2575 code for a protein of 828 amino acids. Gene Ontology annotation, cellular component: centrosome. Gene Ontology annotation, molecular function: protein binding. The transcript is spliced from 17 exons.